CACUAAUCCCAGCCUGCUGACUGGACCGCGCCCCCAGUGGAGGCAACCUCCAGGCUCCCCAGGAGGACGGCGGACGCAGGCACCAGGAAGCCCUAAGGAGAGCUCGUAGGGAGGAGGCCGCCUGGAGAGGCCAGCACAGAAGUGAGGCCCUUAUUUUUCUGAGGACUCUGAGUCUUCCAGAGAGGCAGCAUGUCAGAGGGCGUGGGCACGUUCCGAGUGGUCCCUGAAGAGGAACAGGAGCUCCGUGCCCAGCUGGAGCGGCUUACAACCAAGGACCAUGGACCUGUCUUUGGCCCGUGCAGCCAGCUCCCCCGCCACACAUUACAGAAGGCCAAGGACGAGCUGAACGAGCGGGAGGAGACCCGGGAGGAGGUGGUGCGAGAGCUGCAGGAGCUGGUGCAGGCCGAGGCGGCCUCCGGGCACGAGCUGGCCCGGGCGGUGGCCGAGCGCGUGCAGGGAAGGGACAGCGCCUUCUUCUUGCGCUUCAUCCGCGCGCGGAAGUUCCACGUGGGGCGCGCCUACGACCUGCUCAGAGGCUACGUGAACUUCCGGCUGCAGUACCCCGAGCUCUUCGACAGCCUGUCCCUGGAGGCGGUCCGCUGCACCGUGGAGGCCGGCUACCCUGGUGUCCUUUCCACUCGGGACAAGUAUGGCCGGGUGGUCAUGCUCUUCAACAUCGAGAACUGGGACUCUGAAGAAAUCACCUUCGAUGAGAUCUUGCAGGCAUAUUGUUUCAUCCUGGAGAAGCUACUAGAGAAUGAGGAAACUCAGAUUAAUGGUUUCUGCAUCAUUGAGAACUUCAAGGGCUUUACCAUGCAGCAGGCUGCCGGACUUCGGGCUUCUGAUCUUAGGAAGAUGGUGGACAUGCUCCAGGAUUCCUUCCCAGCCCGGUUCAAAGCCGUCCACUUCAUCCACCAGCCGUGGUACUUCACUACCACCUACAACAUGGUCAAGCCUUUUCUGAAGAACAAGCUGCUCCAACGGGUCUAUGUCCAUGGAGAUGACCUCUCUGGCUUCUUCCAGGAGAUUGAUGAGGACAUCCUGCCCUCCGACUUUGGGGGCACACUGCCCAAGUACGACGGCAAGGUCGUUGCUGAGCAUCUCUUUGGCCCCCGGGGCCAAGCUGAGAACACAGCCUUCUGAGGACGUCUCCUGCCAUCCACCUUUAGUUAGCAACCCCCAACUCUCCUCAGCCGUCCUGGGCCCAGAAGCUUGGGAAAAGGGCUGCCUGAGGUGGCUGUGGUUCCCCCGAACCCCCCUAAGCUUGGAUGAAUUCAGGUGUCACCCUCCUCCCAAGUGGGGGGGCAAUAAAGCAGGGGCAAUUCUCUUGAACACGAAGAAUUGGGGACAGUUAUAUUCCUACUGCCUCUGAAGCUGAGGACAGUGACUUGUGUGGGGUUGAGUUUCAAAGACUCUAAGCUUCUCGAUGAUUUCCUUUCUAGCAGUUCUACCUCUUAGGGUCUGUGAAAACAGGCGAGGAGGCUGAU
Zalophus californianus (California sea lion) is the source of this 1487-nucleotide messenger RNA. RefSeq names its product retinaldehyde binding protein 1 (gene RLBP1). Gene Ontology annotation, cellular component: membrane. The coding region runs from base 190 to 1143 and encodes 317 amino acids. The record is from RefSeq and is a predicted model, not a curated record. Gene Ontology annotation, molecular function: phosphatidylinositol bisphosphate binding. Lineage: Eukaryota; Metazoa; Chordata; Mammalia; Carnivora; Otariidae. The transcript has 8 exons.